AUGGGUCUCGUCAGCAGACCUAUAGCUGUGCUCUUGGCUGGCAUUGUCAUAAUAUCAACCCUUCGAAUCGCUCUCCGUUCCUUGCUCUCACCGUUGAAGUACAUACCCGGGCCCUGGUACUCUCAUUUCACCCACUAUGUCCUCAAGUACCAUGUUGUCAUGGGGAGAAGAAUCUUCUACGUCGACGACCUACAUCGUAAGUACGGCGACAUCGUGCGACUCAGCCCUGGCGAGGUUUCAGUGGUAUCCGUCGAUGGCCAUCGAAAGAUCUACUCCGUCAGUUCCCGAUGUACCAAGCACGAGUGGUAUCUGAAGUUCGGCGGACACCCCUACCCAGGCCUGUUCACCAUGACAGAUCAUCAAGAGCAUGCGCAACGCCGAAAGAUAUUCGCCAGAGCCUUCAGCAAGUCUCAGCUCAGAGUCCAAUGGGAAGACACCAUCAGAGCGAUCGCAAAGAAGGCCGUGCAGAGGAUGGCGGAUGAUCUGAAGGAGAAUGGGAAGGCCGAUGUGCUCAAAUGGUGGACGUUCAUGACAUCAGAUAUUUCGGGGGAAUUGAUGUUCGGCGAGUCUUGGGACAUGCUCGGAAAGGGACAGAAAAAUGAGUUCAUUCGGUCAGUGGCAAUCUACAUUCAGAGUUCUGGCUUGAUGGCAGAACUGCCACUGAUCAAGACUGUGGGUCGUUUGAUCCCGCACCCGUGGUGUCGAACGGCCUUCCGAGGAUGGGAUUACGUCCUCGACUACGCCUCUCGCGCUGUAGAGAACAGCAAAAAGCGAACGCAGAUGGGGGAGCGAAACAUCUUUGGUACGAUUCUGGCUGGCGCCGAAAAGGGAGAGAUCCUGACCGAGUUCGACAUCAAGAACGAGGCCGGAAACUUUACGGUCGCUGCAACGGACACAACAGCUGUGACCCUUUCCUAUCUCAUAUAUGCCGUUUUGUCCCGUCCGAAACUUCGGGCAGCAAUUGAGGCGGAAGUAUCAACUUUGCCAGACAACUUCACAGAUGCGGACGUGGAGACAUUGCCUUUGCUGAAUGCCACGAUCAGCGAGACGAGUCGUCUUUUCGCUGCAGCGCAGGGCGCUUUCCCAAGGAGAGCACCGCCUGGCGGCUUGGACCUGGAAGGAUACAUGAUCCCCGAGAACACAACCGUCAGCGCCCAAAGUUAUACGAUGCAUAGAAAGGAGGACUUGUUCCCGAACGCGUUGGAGUAG
This is a messenger RNA of Colletotrichum chrysophilum, 1209 nucleotides long. RefSeq lists its product as uncharacterized. The record is from RefSeq and is a predicted model, not a curated record. The transcript has 3 exons. NCBI's taxonomy places the organism in Eukaryota, Fungi, Ascomycota, Sordariomycetes, Glomerellales, Glomerellaceae. The coding region runs from base 1 to 1209 and encodes 402 amino acids. Gene Ontology annotation, molecular function: monooxygenase activity; oxidoreductase activity, acting on paired donors, with incorporation or reduction of molecular oxygen; heme binding.